Protobothrops mucrosquamatus (brown spotted pit viper) is the source of this 1756-nucleotide messenger RNA. Its product is annotated as gastrula zinc finger protein XlCGF57.1-like. Gene Ontology annotation, molecular function: RNA polymerase II transcription regulatory region sequence-specific DNA binding; DNA-binding transcription factor activity, RNA polymerase II-specific. Lineage: Eukaryota; Metazoa; Chordata; Lepidosauria; Squamata; Viperidae. The transcript is spliced from 3 exons. Gene Ontology annotation, biological process: regulation of transcription by RNA polymerase II. Gene Ontology annotation, cellular component: nucleus. The record is from RefSeq and is a predicted model, not a curated record.
AGAAGUCAUGCAGGAGAUUUCUAUCAAUAUGGCUGCUCUGGAUGAUGUGUUUGUGAAUGAGAACAACAAGGAGGUAUGCAUGCCUCUAGAAACUAUGGAGAAUAGCUCCUUCACUUCUACUUCACCAAAGAAAUGCGAACCACAUACCUCUGUAAUAUCUUUGGUGGAUUCCAGCCUGAGCAGAAAGAGGAAAGGCUGCAUGCAGUAUGGAAAGAGUUUCAGUACGAAAAGUAAUCUUAAUGUCCACCAAAAGAUGCACACUGGGGACAGACCAUAUAAAUGCAUGGAAUGUGGAAAGAGCUUUAUUCAGAAAGCAAUUCUUAAUCAUCACAAAAGGAUCCACACUGGGGACAGUCCGUAUAAAUGCAUGGAAUGUGGAAAGAGCUUUACCCGGAAACAAAUUCUUAAUCAUCACAAAAGGAUCCACACUGGGGACAGUCCGUAUAAAUGCAUGGAAUGUGGAAAGAGCUUUACCAGGAAAGGAUAUCUUAAUGAUCAUGAGAGGAUCCACACUGGGGACAGACCAUAUAAAUGCAUGAAAUGUGGAAAGAGUUUUACCCAGAAAGGACAUCUUAAUACUCACAAAAGGAUCCACACUGGGGACAGACCUUAUAAAUGCACGAAAUGUGGAAAGAGUUUCAAUUGCAACAGUAAUCGUAUUUGUCACCAAAGGAACCACACCGGGGCGCGACCUUAUAAAUGUAUGGAAUGUGGAAAGACCUUUACCCAGAAAAAAAGUCUUAAUCAUCACAAAAGGAUCCACACUGGGGAGAGAACAUAUAAAUACAUGGAAUGUGGAAAGAGCUUUAUUCGGAAAGAAAAACUUAAUCAUCAUGAAAGGAUCCACAUAGAGGAGAGAUCUUAUAAAUGCAUGGAAUGUGGAAAGACCUUUAGCUGCAAAGGAAGUCUUAAUCGUCACAAAAAGAUCCACACUGGGGACAGGCCGUAUAAAUGCAUGGAAUGUGGAAAGAGUUUUACCCAGAAAGGAGAUCUUCAUAGUCACCAAAACAUCCACACUGGGGACAGACCGUAUAAAUGCAUCGAAUGUGGAAAGAGCUUUAUUCAGAAAGGACAUCUUAAUCGUCACAAAAGGAUCCACACUGGGGACAGACCGUAUAAAUGCAUGGAAUGUGGAAAGAGUUUUACCCAGAAAGGAGAUCUUCAUAAACACAAAAAUAUCCACACUGGGGACAGACCAUAUAAAUGCAUGGAAUGUGGAAAGAGCUUUACCUGGAAAGCAAACCUUAAUAGUCACAAAAGGAUCCACAUUGGGGACAGACCAUAUAAAUGCAUGGAAUGUGGAAUGACCUUUAUCUGGAAAGAACAACUUAAUAGUCACAAAAGGAUCCACACUGGGGACAGAUCACAUAAAUGCAUGGAAUGUGGAAUGACCUUUACCUGGAAAGGAAGUCUUAAUCGUCACAAAAGGAUCCACACUGGGGACAGUCCGUACAAAUGCAUGGAAUGUGGAAAGAGCUUUACCCAGAAAGGAAAUCUUAAUCUUCAUGAAAGGAUCCACACUGGGGACAGACCAUAUAAAUGCAUGGAAUGUGGAAAGAGUUUUACCCGGAAAGCAAACCUUAAUAGUCACAAAAGGAUCCACACUGGGGACAGACCAUAUAAAUGCAUGGAAACUGGAAAAAGCUAUACUGGGAAAGCUCAUCUUAAUUGUCAUGAAAGAAUCCACACUGGGGAUAGACCGUAUUAAUGCACAGAGUGUGGAAAUAGCUUUACUUGGAAAACACAAUUCUCAUAA